AAACCAAGUGGUUGUUGAUAUUAUGUAUGAGUGAUGACGUCUAUGGAUGAGACAGUGACUUAGUGGUAUAAUAGUGGGGCUGUUAAGAUUUGGUGGGCGGCGUUAGAUUUCUAUUGUGCUGAAUAUAUUGAAGUAAAUAAAAAAAUUAAUAAUGCAGUUUGAAGAAGUUGUCAAUCCUCACUAUGCUUUUCCAGUUGUAGGGGUUAUCCUUUGCGCACUUUUAGUAUUUGCUUUUGGGUUUAAGUCACCGGUUCAACCUCCUAGUUUUGAUCAAGUAAUUCAAGAAGACCGAAAAGCUAGCAAAAAGAAGAAAAUGAACCAGAAGCACAAGUCUCUACAGAAUGAGAAACCUUUAGAUAGUGGUGCUAAUAUCAAAGUUUUAACUUCACUUCCAAAACAAUUUCCUGAUCAGCCUCAGCAUUCUAAACAAAAAGCUGUGGUAGAAAGGCUAGAGAAACCAAAGAUAGAAGUGAAGGCCAAGAAAGAUCAACAAGGUAAAGUGGUUAAGCAGAAAGAAAUGGACCCAAUCAGUUCUACAGAAACCAUCUCUCUUGAUGAUGGAGGAGAAUGGGUACAGCUGUUAUCCAAAAAAGAGAAGAAAAACCGACGGAAAGAAGAAAACUUGAAUGAACCUAUAUUGGAAAUGAAUAAAGAAUUGCCAAGUGAAGACACGGAAAGUAAAGAAAGUACACCAGCCAAAAAGAAAAAACAGAAGGCAAAACGUGAACCAAAAGGAAUUAAAGACUUAUCAGCUAAUAUUCACCAAGAAGAAAAAACGUCAACUUCAGAAAUUGAGCUGAGUCCAAAAUCCCUGCAAAUUUCUAAGACAAGAGAAGAUAAAGAGAAUUUAUCUCCUGUAACUAUCUGCAAUUCUACUGCUUCUAAAGAGACAUUUCCAAGAGGCCCUGAUGAGCAAGUGGCUUCUGUAACAGCUAGUAUGUCUAACCAAAGUAAAACAGUUAUUGAAGAAGAAACUAUGGAAAAGAAGAAAAAUGAGAAGAAAAAGACCAAAAAGAACCAACAAGAGACUGUGAAAACAACAGUUUCAGAUAAUAUGGUUGUGGCAAGUAGUGAUGAUCUUGCACAGCAGGAUCAGGAAAGAAGGCUUGAAGCAGCAGAACUCCUGCAGCUAGCUCCAGAAACUGAAAAUAGUAAAUCAGUUACUUCCUUAAUAGGCAAAAAAACUAUUCAAGCCAAAGUUGGAAGUGAUGGUACAGAGAAACAGGCUGAUGGUAAUAAGAGCUCCACUAAUGCUGAAUUUGAUGAAUUAGGUGAUAUCAAGGAAGAUUUGAAGCCACAAAAAAAGAAGAAAGUACGACGUGAAUAAUGCAGGUUGGUUAUACAAUUAUUAUUAGCUCUCAAACUAGUGUGGGUGUCAAAACCAGUAAAGAUGCCUUUGAAGUGAAAAAACAGAUUCUUUGUAUCUUGGUUGUUUUCUGGUUUGGAUGAUUUUUGAAAGGCUGGUUUUCAGAAGAAAAUUUGAUAGAAAGUUAAUGGAGAAGUAUUAUCUGUGGCAUCUAAAUUGAACACUUGGAAGAACCCAAACCAUUGCUUUGUAGCUGUAUCACAAAAAUGGGUGAUAAAUUCAGCUUAUCCUUCUUGUAGAGAGAAAAUAAUGAAAGGCAUUGAAAGAGUGAUCUUUUACAACUGAACUACAACUUUUCAUUGUUUUUCCAUGUAAAGAGCUGUUUCUGUAGCAACAUUGUUAUUCUUUACUCUAUAAUUUACCUUCAUUACCUACUUGUGUAGGCAAAAAAAUACAGAUUUCCUGAGAUAGAUGUGUGUUUCCUUUUUAUUGAAUACCUUAUGAUCUUUUUCUGUGUAUUUAAUUUUUCAUGAUUUAUUUUGAUUAAAAGAGAAGCAAUUCUAA
Messenger RNA from Limulus polyphemus (Atlantic horseshoe crab), 1870 nucleotides. RefSeq lists its product as uncharacterized. The coding region runs from base 152 to 1327 and encodes 391 amino acids. Lineage: Eukaryota; Metazoa; Arthropoda; Merostomata; Xiphosura; Limulidae. The transcript is spliced from 8 exons. The record is from RefSeq and is a predicted model, not a curated record.